AUGCCUUCCAUGCUCACGCCUUCAUCUGUAAUCUCUAACUAUCCUGAUUUGCCUACCUACCUGGAUUUCCCACCCACCCUCCCUCUCCUGCCUCCUCCUAUCAUCCCGGCUACUUCAGCCCCGCCACCGCUGCAUCCUGGCAGUCCCUCUGCUCACCCUCAGCCCACCAUCUGUGCGGUGAGAUCGCCGCGGGUCUGCCUGUCUCCAUCGGCAUCGUGGCUGGGGGAUCCCUCGUCUUCGCCUCCAGCCUCUGAGUCCUGGACUCCACCUCGGCUCCUAGCUCCCUCAUCUCCACCGUCGCCCAUCGGCCCACCAGCUCCAUCGGGCUCCUUCGUCCCUCCGGCUCCGCCUUGGUCUGUCGUCAUCCCGCCAUCGCCUCAGGACUCCACUCCUCCGGCUGUGCCUCGUUGCUCCGCCCCACCGGCUCCUCGCUCCGGCUCCGCCGCGUACCUCCGGACCUCCGCCUCGGUCGCCAGAGCCCUCGGCUCCACCUUGGCCCUCUGGAUCCUCGGCUUCGCCCGGACUCAUCUGCGCUCCGGCUCGGGCUCCUCCUCCACCUGCUGUGCCGCUGUCGGGUUUUGCACAGACCAGCUAAGAAUUAAUGGCGGUAACAGCCAACGCAGUUUGGCGUGA
This is a messenger RNA of Onychostoma macrolepis, 633 nucleotides long. RefSeq lists its product as uncharacterized. The record is from RefSeq and is a predicted model, not a curated record. The transcript has 3 exons. The coding region runs from base 1 to 633 and encodes 210 amino acids. Lineage: Eukaryota; Metazoa; Chordata; Actinopteri; Cypriniformes; Cyprinidae.